AUGGAGAAGUCGAGUAGUGAAGAUUCUUCGAUCCACCGGAGUCCAUCUUUGGACAGCAAGGACUCGGACUUUGCCAAGCCGUCCACCUCGGGCCGCCCAUUCGGCCGCGGCUUCACGGCCGGUGCCUUCUACGGCACCGCGGGCUCCCGGGGCCAGAGCCACGCCGAAGCCGGCGUUAAGACUGACAAGUACAAUGCACCCAAAGGCAGCAAGUACGUGGUGUUUUACCUGGACCUCUCCUUUGUUUUCCUCCUAGAAUUUAAAAAGUGCAACAUGGCCAGGGGUUGCCUCUGCUGCUUGAAGUAUAUGAUGUUUCUCUUCAAUUUGAUAUUCUGGCUCUGUGGCUGUGGGCUUCUUGGAGUGGGCAUCUGGCUCUCCGUGUCCCAAGGCAACUUUGCCACCUUCUCCCCCAGCUUCCCCUCGCUGUCUGCAGCCAACCUGGUCAUCGCCAUAGGCACCAUUGUCAUGGUGACAGGCUUCCUCGGCUGCCUGGGGGCCAUCAAGGAAAACAAGUGCCUCCUCCUCAGUUUUUUCAUCGUCCUGUUGAUCAUCCUCCUAGCAGAGUUGAUCUUACUUAUCCUGUUUUUUGUCUACAUGGACAAGGUGAACGAGAAUGCCAAGAAGGACCUGAAAGAAGGCCUGCUGCUAUACAACACGGAGAACAACGUGGGGCUUAAGAAUGCUUGGAACAUCAUCCAGGCUGAGAUGCGAUGCUGUGGCGUCACUGACUACACAGAUUGGUACCCAGUGCUAGGGGACAACACAGUUCCUGAUCGCUGCUGCAUGGAGAACUCCCAGGGCUGUGGGCGGAAUGCCACCACCCCCCUGUGGAGAACGGGCUGCUAUGAGAAGGUGAAGAUGUGGUUUGAUGACAACAAGCAUGUGCUUGGCACAGUGGGGAUGUGUAUCCUUAUCAUGCAGAUCCUGGGCAUGGCCUUCUCCAUGACCCUGUUCCAGCACAUCCACCGGACGGGUAAAAAGUACGACGCAUGA
Messenger RNA from Orycteropus afer afer, 993 nucleotides. RefSeq names its product tetraspanin 9 (gene TSPAN9). The transcript has 7 exons. Gene Ontology annotation, cellular component: membrane. NCBI's taxonomy places the organism in Eukaryota, Metazoa, Chordata, Mammalia, Tubulidentata, Orycteropodidae. The record is from RefSeq and is a predicted model, not a curated record. Bases 1 to 993 code for a protein of 330 amino acids.